This is a messenger RNA of Trematomus bernacchii (emerald rockcod), 1747 nucleotides long. RefSeq names its product coiled-coil domain containing 117 (gene ccdc117). The transcript is spliced from 6 exons. The record is from RefSeq and is a predicted model, not a curated record. Bases 253 to 1053 code for a protein of 266 amino acids. NCBI's taxonomy places the organism in Eukaryota, Metazoa, Chordata, Actinopteri, Perciformes, Nototheniidae.
UUAAGAAUAGCAAGCUAACGUCAGAUUGACCCAGCCUACCAUUCAAGCACUUCACCCCAUAAGGACUUUUUGUUAUGUGGAAGCUAUUUCUGCGUUAACAUGUUAUCAGUGUAAUGUCGGUGAGACCAUGUAGAGCCUGUUGUCGCGAGCUAAUGGGAUUAUUCCAAAGGGGAAACUGAAGAUAGCUUUCAACAACAACAACAAGACGAAGGGGCAGAGCAGCUGCACAGUGAGCUGGGGUUUCUGCCAGCCAUGUAUUCGUUUUCAGGCCCCACAAGCUAUCCUGAAUUUGACCUCGGAUCUCCAAGUACUUCUGGCCACCUACAGAGAGCACCUCUGUCUAACAGCAGCUGGGAGACGAGAUGCCUCAGGAAGCACAGGAGGAGAGUUGAUGAUGAAGGAUGCAGUGCCAAAAGGAGGAGGUUAAUGUUCGAGGCAGAAGUGGACAUUUCAGAGAACUCCAACACUAGCUCUCAUCAUGACUGGCCUUCAGCGCCCAGCCGCCCUCCUCUGCCUGCACAGCCCAGCAGUUCUGCCCCCCCACAGCCCUGCCCAGCGCCCCACAGCCCGCAGCCCUCCUCCACGCUGCCCCGACCCGAUCCAGAGGGCUCCUGCAUGGAGAUAGAGGCCGCUCAGAGGAGACUACAGGAGAUCGAAGACAGGAUAACGCUGGAGGAUGACGAUGAGGAUGAGGAUCUGGAUGUAGAGCCUGCCCCCAGACGACCAGUGCUGGUGAUGUCCGACAGUCUGAAGGAGGGUCUGCAGCGCGGCAUCAGUGACAUCCUGCCGCACACAGUGGCCCAGUCUGUGAGCCAGUCCUGCAUGGAGCUGGUGUUGUGGCGGCCUCCAGAAGAUCCCUUCUGUCGGAAGCGAAAGGUCUCUUUACAGAAACAGCAUAAAAAGCAGACUGUGUCUCGGCUCCCCCCGACUCCCUGUCCAUCUCCCACCCCUCACCCCCCCCUGAGCGCCUCCAGCCCGCCUGCAGACACACACUCCGCUCUGUACAGCUUCCCUGUAGCCCUCACCUCUGGAGAGGAGGACAUGGAGAUGUAAUGGUGCUUGAUGAUCGAGCAGCAUGCCAAAGUAAAAGACUUGAAAUGAAGUCGACAGAAGACUAUGAAGGACUUGGAACCACCAGUUCGGCUUAACAUCAAUAUGUCACGUUUUGCUUUACAGUCACGCCGUUGAGUUUUUUUUUUUUACUAUAACCCCAAUCAACUAUAUGAAAGGUGUAACAAUAAGGCUGACCGUACCUAGUUUUAUUCAUUUAAAUCUCAAGACAUGAUGUCAAGAUGCAUUUCUAUAGGCAGCCUUACCCAACUGGUUUUAUAUGACUUACAGAAUGAACCUUUGCCCUUAGAAGUGACAUCCUUUGUACAGCCUUUUUGCCAAAUCUUCUCCAACAACUCACUGAUGUACUGUAAAUAACUUUGAUCUUUGUUAAACUUCAGUGUGCAGCACCUGAGCUUUGUACAGUUUUUCUAUGUUUAGCUUCUGGCAUUUACCAGGACAUAAAAGUUAGUUUGUGUGUUCAUGUUUGCUCAUAGCAUGACUUCCUGUUCGCUGUUGUUGUGGUAGGAAUAUUAUCCACCCAUAGUUGUUAGCAAGUAAGUAAAGAAGUCAUGGAAAUGCACCUUUAAUGAGUUGAUUGUAUUUUCAUACUGUAUAUAUCCAUUACCAGAAUUGCAACUAGCCAUCGAGUGUUAUGACCUUGUUUGUUUUUCAAUAAACUCUUACGUUUUCCAGA